Carassius gibelio (silver crucian carp) is the source of this 7408-nucleotide messenger RNA. Its product is annotated as genetic suppressor element 1-like. The record is from RefSeq and is a predicted model, not a curated record. The transcript is spliced from 10 exons. Lineage: Eukaryota; Metazoa; Chordata; Actinopteri; Cypriniformes; Cyprinidae. The coding region runs from base 1 to 4401 and encodes 1466 amino acids.
AUGAACGAUCCGGAGCUUACGCCGAUCUCCAAGGUGCAGCAGCGAAUGGCUUCGGCUUUACCCGGGGAGGAGAGCACUCGGUCUGUCAGCGUGUGCAGACCCGAGCGCAAUGGGAUCUUCUUCAUCCACUGCUUCGUCUGUGGGAGCGGGGUAACCCCGGGGAACGAGCUGAGCCUACAGGUAAAAUACCAACGAGAAAAGGAUGCCCCGUUUUUCCCUUUCCUGCAAGGCCAGGACCCGGCUCCUGGGGCUCCGGUGAUCGGUCCGGACGGGGACGCACUGGUAUGCGCUGUGUGCCACUGCUUCCUGCGCGAACAGUGGAACUCAUUCGAGCGCAACAGGACGCCGAUCGAGAAGCGCAUGUACUGGCUCAAGAGGCCAUACCAGUGCGACUUACGGAACAUUACGUACUAUCUGGAUAGGAGAAUGAGCGUUAGCAAUUACGACGCCAAUGAUUCGGACAUUUCCUCAUUCUCUGAUAAUGACCUGUCCGAACAGGAAUUGGACUUUUCAGCGUGUGUAAUGAAUAGCAAUAAUGCCACAGGGUUCCAUGCGUCUAAUAAAGCAUCCAGAGAAAGCAGCAGAAAGAACACAGUGAGUGUUAAGAGCAGUCCUGAGUCACUGCGAUAUCCUACCAGAGUUUACACAGGUCAGGACGUACCGAAAUCAGAUCGACGUGCGACUAAAAUCACCAACCAUACAUCGCAUUCUUCCGUGUCCAAGGCUCUCCAGCAGUAUGACAGUCCAUCAGUGCGCACACCGCUGCAGGAUAACGGCAUCAUUUCGUGCGAUAAGCAGUGGAUACAGGCGUCCACCGGUGAUUCUGACAGCUGCGAUAUUAACAUCACCAGCGAUGACGAGAGAGAGCACGCAGCAUCAUCUCACUUAAAAGUAGAGAGGAGCCAAGCAGCCAAAUGUCACACUAGUUUUCCUUCAGAUGAAUGUGCCUGUUAUAUUUGUGGAAGCAGGCUUCAAGAAGGAGGCCGGUUCAGGGUAUUUGUACAAAAGCAGGAGAGAGCAUCCAGUGAACCAUUUUUCCCUUUUCUGUGGCUCCAUACCCCACCACCUGAUGCAGUGCCCCUUAGCCUGGGUGGAUACACUCUGGUGUGUACCACUUGCCACUCCUCCCUCAUGCAGCAGUGGCAAGGGUUCGAGUUUGCAGCAGUUCCUGUUCUCCAGCGACUCUAUGUGGUGCCCCUCAACACAGGUGCUGCAACCCCUCUUUCUCCACCUGCCAUAAAUGAAUGUGGGGAUGGACUCCCAAAAAUCCAUCCGGUCCCCUCCAUGCCACAGAAUCGCAGGGAGACCUGCUACCUAUGUGGAGAGGACUGUGGUCGAGAGGUCAGGAUGGCAUACACCCAUGUUGGUGCAAGUAAAUCCCACAGUGCAAUGUAUUUUCCAUUCAUAAAUCUGCUACCAUGCCCUCCAAAUGCUCAGAGAAUGCGGAAUGGAAGGGUACAUUGCUGUGUCGCGUGUCACAGCAUCUUGGAAGGGAUCUGGGCAGAGUACUGCCUCUGUCUAAGCGAAGAACUCAUUACUUCCGUCCCCACGUUCCUUGAGAGAUACCACCUGGCCAUGGGAAGGGGAGGUGUGUUGGUAUCCCCCCACAGAAGACCCCUGUUGACCCCUUCUCAGACUGGCACAACAACCACAAGCCACACCUCCAUCUGUUACUUGUGUGGGGAGGAGCUGUCUGGAGGAACCGAGUAUCAACUUCAUGUUAACCCUCCAGGGCGUUGCGGGGAAAGAGAACCCUUUUUUCCCUUUCUAACUGUCCACCCUCCCGCUCCCCGUGCCCGCCCUGCUGAUGCCACGGGCCUUGUGUCUGCCUGUGCACUGUGCUAUCAUGACCUGCUGGGCCAGUGGACGCAACAUGAGACUCAGGGCUCAGAAUCUGGCCCUUCCAGCAGCCCCUGGGCACGUCAGUAUAAAUGCAACACUUUCAUCUGCUUCUUCUGCAGGAAAGAGAAGAAGAGACCUCUUGGACUGAAGGCAGUGCGCGUUGACCGCUUGCCUGUUUUCCUCUAUGCUCCAAGGGUCAGUCAGACCCUGGUAAUUGACAAUGGCAAGCAGUUAACAAUUGGCUCCUGUGUGGAAUAUAAAACCAAAGAGCCCAUCCUUACAACCCCUAAACCAAUCCAGCCUGGAAUUCACCAUUCCCUAAACUCCACACAUCACCCCCUGCCCAGCCUUGUCUCUGCUCAUGGCAUGUAUCUGGGCCCUGGAGGGGCGGGACCUGCAAGUCUGACAGCGGCCGCCAUGCUACAGCGCACAAAUGAGGAAGAGCGCUGGUUGGCCCGGCAACGGAAGCUAAGGCAAGAGAAAGAGGACAGGCAUUACCAGGUUUCAGAGUUCCGUCAGCAGGUCCUAGAGCAACACCUGGACCUGGGCAGACAGGGGGAAAUUGCAGACCUGCAUAUAGAGGGACAUAGACCUAAAUUAAACCAUCAUGAGCCCAACAGCAGAGAUCGUGAGAGAAACAGAGAUGCCCAUCCUCUACUGGGAGCUCCGCCCCCUCUCAUCUCCCCAAAACACCAGCACAAAGACCAUGCUCCCCCACCACCAACCACACUUUGGAACCCCGCAUCACUCAUUGAGACCUCCACAGAGCCCCAGAGUCUGGGUCACUAUGAUGUUAGUCGGGUUACCCUACCGCACUCCAAACAUGAACACCAUUACAACUCUGAAAAGCUGGAAGAAGGAUCUAGAAAAAGGGACAGUUUGGAUAUAUAUCCUACCAUCCAGCCUAGUGGGUUCUCUGAGUCCAACACUUUCCUAGUGGAGCUGGAAAAAUCCACCUAUAGCUUCCUGAAUCAGCAGAGGGCACCACUGAGUAAGUCAGGACAAUAUGAAGAGCUGAGUGCAGGCCUGAAGUCCAGCGGGUGUUUUAAGAGACUCCAGGGGCAUUCAUGUCAUGCAACAGAUGCCAUGUUAGUUUAUGAUGAGUUCCUACAGCAGAACAGACAAGCUGUCAGCAAACUUGACUUGGAGGAGAAAAGACGAAGAGAAGCCAGAGAGAAAGGUUGUUACUAUGAGCUGGACGACUCUUAUGAUGAGAGUGACGAGGAAGAGGUGCGAGCUUAUCUCAGGAGGGUCACAGAACAGCCACCACUCAAAUUAGAUGAUUCCGCAGAGAAGGUGGAGUUUCUACAGAUGUUUGACCUGACUACUUUGGCCCGUCGGGAGGAGAUGAUGGAGGUGAAGAGGAGGAAGAGGAGGCGCAUGCUGAGAGAAAGAAGUCGUUCCCCACCAGGUGUUCAGACCAAGCAGACUACUCCUGCCCCCCUAAUAACCCACUUCACCCCAGAGGACAUGAACAACAGCCCUGAGCUAGAGGAAAAGAAACGCUUCCUCACCAUCUUCAGCCUCAACCACGUCACUCAGCAACAGAGAAAAGAUAAUGAGAGGGUUGAUGAGUUGUUGAAGGCCAUAAAACAAAAGAGCGUUACUCUAGACAGCAUCAGACACAGCCCUCACCCUCUGUGCUGGAGCCCUGCAGCCCUAUGCUCGGACCUGUCAUCUCAGUCUCCAGAACUGCUGAAUGGACGCCCCCCCAGUCCCUCCCCCUCUUUAUCUGUGCCUCAACCCCAAGUGGAACCCUUCUCUCACUUGGAUCUGCACAGAUCGCUCUCAGAUCCCUUAAGACUGAAAGACUCUUCCUUGACUGCUGCAUUACCGGACAAAUGUCGAGCCAAAGACAGCAUCACAGACAAGAGCUCUGAUCUGCUGAACAGUGUGCGACAGCCCCCAUUCACUAAAGAAAGUUCUGUUAAUGUCAACGGAAAGACCAAACCAUGGGAGAAUUUCAUUGCUGAGGAGUUUGCCCAGCAGUUCCAUGAAUCAGUACUGCAGUCCACCCAAAAAGCCAUGAAGAAGAGUAAAGGUGGUGCCUUGGUCAUGUCAGAACAAAAACACACAGUAGAUUCAUCUGUGCAUUAUAAUAUUCCUGAGCUCCAGAGCACGCCAAGCCGGUCCAAACCCCACCCACACCCUCCUUCAUUGCAGCCCAAUGGACAGCACUGCCCCCCACAGCCUUCCCGCCAGGAGUCUGAGGAAAAGGUUGAGGAUGAGGCAGAUGACACAGAGGAGGACGAGCCCACUACAUCUGGUUGGCAGGGCAUUGAAGCCAUCUUUGAAGCUUAUCAAGAGUAUGUAGAAGAGCAAAGCAUUGAGCAACAAGUUCUCCAAAGUCAGUGCAGACGACUGGAAGUGCAUCACUAUAAUCUCAGUCUAACUGCUGAACAGCUCUCACACUCAAUGGGGGAGCUGAUGUCUCAGAAGCAGAAGCUUUCGGCUGAGAGCGAGAACCUACAGGCAGAGCUGGAGCACUUUAAGAAGUGCCUGAUGCUGCCACAGAGCCUCUGGUCUAGGAGUCAUUUCAAGGGCUAUCCACCCAGCUGACACUCUAUGGCACCAUCGACCGCCCAGUCAGACAACCUUCCACAUCCCUUACAAACCCCCAAACUCAGACACAUGUUCAGGCCACUCCGAGAGCCUGGACAGUGAUGGUGAGGAACAGAAGAUCUGGCCCCAGAAUUCCACAUUCUAUGGGCUAAAUCACUCAUCAACACACGUCAAAGCCUCUGAAUGCCUCCAACUCGCAGGGACAGUCAUACUGCAUCAUAGAGAAAGAAAAAUGCCAGUCGAAAUGCAGCUUAGCCCAUCUGUCAUCUCUUUACCAUGGAGGUCAUUCCUAGAAAUGCACUUAAAGACAAAAAACCUGAAUAACUAUCUGGAGGUACUGUUAUGACAGACUACUCUUUAUGAUCUAGGGAAGGAAAAAAGAAAACAUCAAAUAAAUAAAAGAAAGUUUUAUUUCUAUAUUUAGAAUAAAGAUUUUUUAAAGAGGUGCUUCAGCAUUGUAUUGUAAAUAAUUUCAAAACAACAGAAAAAUAAUUUUGUAUGUUUUUAAUUCUUAAAAAAAAUAAAAGCCUGCCUUUUUUUUCUAAUAUAUUAAUGCUUUUGGGUGUUCGAAGGUUUACGUUUAAUGUUUGCUCUGCUGCUGGUCAGAAUAUGCCUUUCAGGACUUUGUGGAGUGAUAAUAUCACUUCCUUUUUACCUGGACUAAAGUAGGCCCCAGGAAGUAUGCCAACGUUUUUUUCCCCAAAGGCCAUACUUUACAGUAUAACAUGAGCCCUGAAUUCUAAUGACAUAGCAGGUGUUUUCAAACUGUGGGUUGCAGAAUUGAACAAGGUGGGUCACACAAAGUCACUUGGCUGCAGUUAAAUUUGCGUUUUAAUACACGCACACUCACACAGUUCAGUCGAGGGCUGCAUGAUAUAGCCUACCAACGUUAAUUAUGAAUUGCAAUACCCUUAGUGUGAUUUUCAAAUUGAAAUUAAGUUCGCUAUUAAAAACAUGCGUGGUGUGUUUUGAAGAGCUAGCGUGCACAAGUUGUAAUAACAGUGAGGAUGUCAGCACAACAUUAUUAUUAAAAGGUUCAAUCCGUCCGCAUUAUUAAAAGAGGAAAGAACUUGCUCACUGCAAUGUGCUGUAUUCUGCAAGAGAUUUUAUACACCAGACAAUUAUAAUGUUCUGAAAACAGUUUCAAGUAGGCUAUGUUCAUUAAUUUCUGUCGUCUGUUUGGACUCUGCACUGUUUUCAUCCAGGAAAUGGUCUCUAAAAAGCAUUUCACAUGUAUGGGAUGAGCAGGGGCACAAAUGCAGGGUAAAUUGUAACACAACAAGAUUUAAACAUUUCCACAUAACAAAAUUUACAAAAUUCUCUAUAUAGAGAAUUUUUUUUUGCCAAAGUUAAAAAACUUUUGAAGAUAUAUAUUGCUGAACAUUUAUUUAACAAUUGCAAAAGUAAAUUUCUGACCGAAGUAAAUUUGUCAUUUUGUUUUUUAGUGUUAUUUUAAUCUCCACACUGCUUUUCAAAAAAAAAAAAAAAAUGUGUUGGAUUGUGCUGCGCUUUCCCCUACACACUGAAGAAUCAUGAAUGCUUUUUCUGAUCUGAACCCCGCAAUGAGUUUAACAACACUCACAGCGCAGAUUACAGUUCACUGGAGUGAGCCUGUUUCAUGUUUUUUUUUUAAUGAACGUUUCAUUUAACAUCUGUAAACAAAGAAAUUAAAACUUAUAAUAUAAUAUUAGUAGUGAAAUUUUACAGUUGUACUCUAAAAUAAAAUGGUUAUUUUUCUUAAAUACUUCAUUUCUGUCAUAUCAAACUUUUAAUUACCAUUAGGCUUAAAGUAAUGUCAAUUUUUUUUUUUUUUUUUUUUAUCUCAAAUAUUUUGGUGGGUCAUGAAAUAGAUCAUACUUGUCUAGGUGGGUCAUAGAAUGGAAAUGUUUGGGAACCCCUGGGCUAGUGGUCACUCGUAUCUCAAGGUUCCAGACUGCUAAAUUGACUUUUUUGGCUUUUUUUUCUUUUCUUUUUUUCUUUUUUUUUAUAUAAUGAAGCAGCAUGCAGAUGCUUUAUGGAUUUCUGUUUCAAUCAAUUAAAGGGCAUUUUUUUACUAGAAUGCGAUAUUCUGAAAUCUAUAUCUCACUUGUGUACACAAAAGGGCUUAAGUGAUGCCAGUCUGCCAGGAACAGACUUGCACAAAAAUUUUAUCCAUAAAUGUUGUUGUACAAUAAGAAUUAUAAUUUGUUUGAUAUACAAAACAUUUUUGCCAUUGACAAUUACUGUGCCAAAUUUUUAGAGGUGGCAUGCCAAAAUGUUGAAAGCAACCGAGAAGUCAGUCCUGAUGAGAGUUAAUUUGUAGAACAAUUCCCCCAUACCUCACAAAAAAAACAAAAAUGUUUUGCCCAAAGACGUUCUUAUUUGCCAAGAUUUUAUUUUUAUUUAUAUAUCCAUUGCUUUUGAAUGAUGCAUUUUAACAUAACCAUAAGUCAUUGACAAAAAAAACAUAUUAAUAUGGGCUUUAAAUUAAUGGUGACUGCUUGUAAUAUCUUUAAUUUUCUACCUUUUUAUAUUAUUCUCUUAGAUGAUGUAAAAUCUAGGAAUGACACACCUGUUUGUUUUCCUGCCACUUAACCCAACCUCCAUCACAUCACAUGUAUCCCAUGUAUGCAAUACCACAUACACCAUGAAGUUAUAGACAUUUUUUAUAAGAAUUUAGUGCAAGGGGUAUCUCAAAUGCAUCUUUGAAGCAAAGGUGAGGAGUUUGCUUGCCAUUUAUUUAGGCUAUGAUGACCCCGAGCAGGCGUGCCAUCAGUGUGAUCACUUCGUGUGUGUGUGCCUGUGCCUGCUUCACAUGAAGCGCUACCACUGCCUGAUGAGAGAAUAUACAAACCUGCCCAAUGCGCGCGCACACAGUCACACCCAAACUUAAUGGAGGAUAUUAGAUGCUGUGAAUGCAGUUUUUUUUUUUUUUUUUUUUUUUUUUUUAUGUACUUGUUUGAAUUCAUUGUAAUGUAAUAUAUUAUUUGUUGAUUGUAGUAAUUAGGUAUUUAUGGAUAUAUUG